This is a messenger RNA of Adineta ricciae, 426 nucleotides long. The record is from the annotation of a GenBank genome assembly. NCBI's taxonomy places the organism in Eukaryota, Metazoa, Rotifera, Eurotatoria, Adinetida, Adinetidae.
AUGUGUAAAUGUCCUCCUAUUAUUAUUGCUCAUUUAAGACCGUUUGGUUAUACAAAUCCGUGUACGGUUAUGGGUUUAUCUUCGAUAAAAAGACGUAUGAAAGUGUGGAUUCGUAUUUGCGUCUUUCUACUGCCUACUUAUCUAUUCUUCAAAACACAGACACAGGUUAUUCGAACAAAUACUGAACAAAUUUCUAUACAACGAGCUGUUGUGAACAAAUUCUUGUUAUUCGACCGAACAAAUUCACAGAAACUAUCCAUUCGAAAGCAUUUUACAAACCAGCGAAUAAAACAUCAUACUCCAUAUAUGAAUAUUCAAGGCAUCGUCAAUUUUGUCGAAGAAAAGAUAGCUCAUCGAUUUACGUAUCGACUUGCCCUUUCCGAAACUGCUAUUUUACAUUCGUAUAGAUUACAAACCAUUAUUUGA